Molecule: messenger RNA, 4104 nt
Organism: Sinocyclocheilus grahami
Lineage: Eukaryota; Metazoa; Chordata; Actinopteri; Cypriniformes; Cyprinidae
Product: solute carrier family 45 member 4-like
Exons: 8
Coding region: 589-3015 (808 amino acids)
Biological process (GO): transmembrane transport
Cellular component (GO): membrane
Molecular function (GO): sucrose:proton symporter activity
Source: RefSeq, a predicted model, not a curated record
UCACACACUGUUGGUGCCUAUAUGACUGUAGAAGGUAUAAAUACACCUAAACGUGCUUUUUCUUUUUGCAUAUCGGCUUAUAGUCUUUAACGGCGUUUUCACACUUAGAGCUUGUGCUUGGCAGACAUUCACAGACAUUCGCAAACAAUCGCGUUCGCGUGAGGACGUAACCAUAGCAACAGGACGCCGCUGCGGCUGCACGAAAGUUUUCUGGAAUGAGUAUGGGUCUAUGGGAUGGUAAAUCGACAAAAAGAUGAUUAAUAAGUAAUUCCAUGGAAGCUCACAGAGGAACAUCCACCUGUUCUGCUCUCCAUGCCCUGCCACAUUUCCCUUUUUCCUUUCAUGAAAACAUGACUCAUGAGUUACACCAACAAAGCUCUAUAUGGACUAGGAUUCAUUACAACGAUUGGUAGAUCUCUCACUGAAACAUGACCUCUCUUUUGACUACGAGUAUUUUAUAAGAUGAUACCUGAUGUGGAUUAUGAAAGAUCAGCUUGGAAGUCUUAAGGAGAAUAGAGUCUGGACUUGUGAGGGGUAAGUACCACAGGAACCAUUUCUGGAUCAAGGCCGCAGACACCAGCUUCGUAUAUGCAGGCCAGCAUGGCACCCAAGAAUGCUGUCACGGAGUCUGUUCCAGUGCUGGAAAUGGCAGUCGUAAAAGAAAAGGAUUCAAAUUGUGGACUAAAUGCAGACAAGGAUAAAGAGAGGGAAGUGGAGAUGUCAGAGGACUCGGCCAGUGAGGAUUCAAUAAACCACAUCCCAAAACGGUUAUGGGUCAUGCACAGUGCUGUCAUGUUCGGGAGAGAGUUCUGCUAUGCCAUGGAAACAGCGCUGGUCACUCCUGUGCUGUUGCAGUUAGGUCUCCCGGAGCAGUAUUACAGCUUAACCUGGUUCCUCAGCCCUAUUUUGGGUUUAAUUUUCACCCCUCUAUGUGGCUCAGCAAGUGACCGUUGCACUUUGAAAUGGGGUCGGAGGAGACCCUUCAUUUUGGCACUGUGUGUAGGCGUGUUAAUAGGAGUGGCCUUAUUUCUCAAUGGAUCUCUUAUCGGUCUGUCUCUAGGUGAUGUUCCCAGUAAUCAACCGGUUGGGAUUGUGCUGACCGUUGUUGGUGUGGUAGUUCUAGAUUUCUGUGCUGAUGCUUUAGAUGGACCAAUCAGAGCCUAUCUCCUGGAUGUGGCUGAUACCGAGGAACAGGACAUGGCUCUGAAUAUCCAUGCUUUCUCAGCAGGGCUAGGAGGCGCUUUAGGUUACAUGCUAGGAGGGCUGGACUGGACCAAUACUUUCCUAGGUCGAGCUUUUAAGGCCCAAGAGCAGGUCCUAUUUUUUUUUGCUGCCAUCAUCUUUAUAAUUUCUACAACGCUUCAUCUUUUCAGCAUUAAUGAGCAUCUAUAUAGUCCGAACCAGCAAGGGGUACUAAAGGAUGAGGAUGAAGAAAGGCCACCUCCUGUCCAGCUCUAUGGCAGCUUUCCAUCUACUCAUCUCAUACCUCAACUAGAACUGAUCCCGGAAGAGAAGCUAUUUUCAGCCCAUGAGGAUGAUCGCUCUGAGCGGGAUGUUUCAAUAGACUUUCUAAAUGACUUCGUGCGGAGUAAAAGUGACUCCGUUUUAGCCAUGCCAGAUUCUACAGUAGAGCUUAACCCAGACUUGGACUUGGAUCGUGAUGGGCAGUUUCUGUGCAACAUCAAACCUAUUUUAUUCCAAGACUUUCAGGGUCUACAAGAUGAUGGAACAACGUUGGAUUCCCACAACACUAGCCAUCCAGGUCAGUGCACUGACCAUCACUUACAGAAUUGUGAUAGCAAUGGGGAAAAUAUCUGUGGAGCUGCCAAAACUGGAAAUGGAAGCUUUGCUGUUUCUGGAAAUCCAAUAAAUGGAGCAGUGAAUGCAACCAAUCAACCAGGCAAAGUCGGUUUACGCCCAUCUGUCACCUCAAUGCGUCGCCGCCACCCUUCCUUCUACCGCCAGCCCUCCUUCACUUUCUCUUAUCAUGGACGUGUGGGCUUUCAAUGGCAAAGGCGCUACGGCAACAUGGCUGGGCCGAUCAAAUCUUCGCGAAGCCUGAAUGACAUCGACAAAAUCGAUAGACGGCAUGAAUGGCGGAAGUUGCAGCCAAGUCGUAUUUCUGCAUCCCGCAGAGAUGAAGAGGAUGAAGAGAGUGAGGAUGGGGAUAGUGGUACGACGGUCAAACUGCUCUGGCUGUCCAUGUUGAAGAUGCCACCCCAGCUCUGGCGUCUGUGUGUAUGUCACUUGCUCUCCUGGUUCUCCAUGAUUGCACAAGCUGUGUUCUACACAGACUUCAUGGGCCAGGUCAUCUUUGAAGGAGACCCGACUGCUGCUGCUAACUCCACUGCCCUGCAGAACUACAGUAAAGGUGUGCAGAUGGGCUGCUGGGGGCUUGUGAUCUAUGCGGCUACAGCUGCGCUCUGCUCAGAUGUGCUCCAAAGGAUCUUAAACAACUACGACCUAAGCAUAAAAAUCAUCUACAUGUUGGGGACUCUAGGCUAUACUGUGGGCACAGCCAUCAUGUCCAUCUUUCCAAAUAUAUAUGUUGCUAUGGUGAUGAUAAGCACCAUGGGAAUCAUUUCAAUGAGCAUGUCAUACUGCCCUUAUGCUCUUCUGGGACAGUACCAUGAAAUCAAAGAGUACAUUCAUCACAGCCCUGGAAACUCAAGGCGAGGCUUUGGCAUCGACUGCGCCAUCCUGACGUGUCAGGUGUACAUCUCUCAGAUUUUGGUGGCGUCGGCUCUCGGUGCAGUUGUAGAUGCUGUCGGUACGGUGAGAGUGAUCCCCAUGGUGGCAGCAGGAGGUGCCUUUCUUGGUUUCCUUGCUGCGGCUUUCCUCGUCAUCUAUCCUGAUACACUUGUUGAUGAAGAUGAUGACGACGAUGAAGAUGGGCAGGGCCUGAGUUCUGUUCAGUCAGAGGCAGCGUCCAGUAACAGUACAGAGAAACUCAGUGUUUCAAAGUCAAUGCCAAGGAACAGUUCCUGCAAGCUAGAGGCUGAAUCCACAGUUUGAGUGUUAGAACUUAAAAUACUUGAGUUAUUAAAGUACAAAUCGCAGAAUGCACAAGCAAGAGGGUCAUUGUCUAUCAUUCAUUCACUCCCUCAUAUGCUGAAUGUAAUUCUGUGGAUAUGGUACAGAGACAAACCUAUUUGAGUCAAAUAUGUGAUUUCUGAGAUUAUUUCUCAAGCUAUUUAUUAUUUGUGGCCAAAAUAUCCGUUGUCUGCACAAAAGUAUGUUUCAGUUUUGAUUUAGAUUUUUUUAUAACCAGGUUUACAUCACUACAUUUGAAAACAUUGUUUCACAUUCUAAUACUUUUUCUACACAUUUUAUCAUUUCACUUUACAAAUCAACAUUUGCAUUCCAGAUGUAAGUUUGCAUUUUUCAUUUUAGACUGAUUUUUUAUCAAUUAAAAUGUGUCUGAUUAUCAUUGUAUUUCCCAUCUCAGCCUCAUAUCAUAAGAAACAAUCAAGGGAAAGUUGAAAGGCUGCUGCUUCUGAGCUCAAAACGCUCACUUCUGUUUAGACUUUAUCUAUGCACAAUGCCACAUAUUUUUUUCUAAUAAUCCUAGACUUUGAGCAAGACAUUGGUUUUGAGAGUUGCCUUUAGUUAGUGAACUUGAUUUUCUUAGGUACACUAUUUUAAGGUAUGAAGAGCAUGGAAGAGCUGUGACACUGAGUAGGGAAAUUGCUUUGCUGUACAGCAGUGAUUGGUUUGUGAAAUGAAGAAGUGUGUUUAGCUGUCAUGGCAAUUUUUACUUGGUUUCAGCCUCCAUCGUAAGUGAUGACUCUCCAAUAGUGGCAGUAUUUUUUCAUAGUCAAAUUCAUAAUACUGUUCCAGUACUGUUGUAUAGUUAUUAUACACAAGUUAUUUAGCUUGUUUCUUGUUCAAGAAGACAGGCCAAAUAUUUCCUUUACUAGUCAGUCACAGAACCCCGCUGGCUAAGUGUAUGCUCAUAAAUGUAGAUUAGAUACAUUGCUGGAAGUGUGACAUCUGUACAGAGGUCAGUAGGCUGGCGUUGUAUCCUAUUUUAUCAAUCUGAAAGUUUUUCUUUGUGUGUGUGUGUGUGUGUGUGUGUGUGUGUGUAGGUUUCGUAAACAAGGU